UUAAAAUUUGAGGUUAUGAGUACUAAGCAACUGUAAUCGUGAAAAAAUUGUUUAAAACGCUUAUAAUUAUGGAAGGAGGAACAGGACCGUUUAGAAUAAUUUGUUCUAACUACCCAGAAGAAUUUAUGGAGAAUAAGAAACUGGCAAAGCAGUAUUUCAUGCAGUACGGUGAAAUAAAAAAGCUUAUAUUUAGAAAAGUAUCGAAAGUCAUCAUUGUGGAGUACGAGAAGUAUUUUAAUAUGUUGAAUGCUUUGAGUAAUGCUGGCGAAUACAAUGGGAAAAAGUUUAAAGUGUCGGUAGAAAAAAAAGUGAGCCCUACAAAGAAAAAACGGGUUCAUAAAGAGGUUGAUCCUGAUUGGGUGGAUGAUCCCGCUGUUAGAGAAGAAUUGGAGGCUAUGGGUGGUUUAUCGACAAUAAAGGAUUAUAAUUUAAGGCCUAAAGGAAUGGAUGUGGAUAGUCCCAGAGUGGAAGAUAAAAAUAAAUUAAUGCCGAAAUUAAAAAGGUCCUGGAAGGUAGCAGAAAAUGUUCCAGGAAAAAUAUUGGCGCCCAAAAAAAAAGUUGUAGCCAAAAAACCGAGCUUCUCCAAUGAACAAUUAGAUCUUAUUAACAUUGUAAAACAGCAGAAUACAACGGUUGAAGAAAAAUAUAGAUGUCUUGAUGCUAGAGAUAAAUUGGUUAGGAUUUUGUUGAAGAAAAAAGUCAGUAAAACUUCUUCUGCAACUGUUGGAACAUGCCCUGACAUGUGUCCAGAAAAAGAACGAUUAAUGAGGGAGACCCAGCACCAGGUCGCCCUCUACGAGCAAGAAGAAAACGGGCGAGGCAUGAACCCCAACCUCGCCGUCAAGCAGUACUCCAGAAGCUCUGCUGACCAAGAAACCCCGCUACCCUACGAGCUCCGUCCCGUGGCCGUCCUGCAAAUGACCAUGGGCUAUUUACUGCACAAGAUUGUCGAUAUGUGCGAUACGUCCGACGUCAACGUGGGCGAGUGGUUUCAUUUUCUAUGGGACAGAACCCGCGGCAUACGUAAGGAUAUCACCCAGCAAGAGUUGUGCUGCCACGGGUCGGUUGAGUUGGUAGAGCAGUGUGCUAGGUUUCACAUACACUGCUCUGCUAGGUUGGUGGGCGAGGAACCGUCGGUUUUUGACCAGAAGAUCAACACCGAGAAUUUAACAAAGUGCUUGCAGACUUUGAAGUACAUGUACCACGAUUUGCAGCUAAAAGGGGUCAACUGUUCUGAUGAGGCGGAAUUCAGAGCGUACAUUAUCCUACUGAACCUCAACGACGGUAACUUUAUGUGGGAGGUGCAGCAGUUAAAGGCGGACAUACAAAAAUCGCCGGAGAUAAAAUUCGCGCUCGAGGUGCAUUCGGCGUUGGACAAAAACAACUUCGUGAAGUUCUUCAAGUUGCUCUACUCGACGACCUACUUGAACGCGUGCGUUUUGAUGCGGUACUUCGUGCAGGUGCGCGUCAAGGCCAUACAAACUCUGUUGCGUUGCUAUUCGCGGCGGAACUUCAGCACCGCGUACCCCCUUCGCGAUCUCGUGCGGAUGUUGGCGUUCGACGACGCUGAGUCGGCUCUGGAUUUCUUCGGGACCUACGGCUUGGUCGCGGAGAACCAGCUCGACUUGAGUUUGAACCAGAGCCACUUCCAAACCCCCGAACUGCCGUACAUCUUGGACAGAUCCACUAUAGUGGAGAGUAAAAGGAACACGUCCGUGGGGGAGGUCAUAUGCGGCAAACCUCUGCCCGGUAAAUUGUUCGAGCACCAUCAACCAUCGAAUAGUUUCGAUGGCAGAGGUUACUUAACCUUCAACGAGUACCUAUCUGAAUCCGAUUUGAAGGUGACCAAUGAAGAGGCGGUUUUCCAAAGGAAAACCGAGUCCCCCAAACCACCCAAAGCAACCACCGCCAAUAUCUUCGCGCCUAAACCUGACACCGUCAACAUUUUCGCAACCAAACCGGACGAUGUCAGCAUAUUCGCGAAAUCGAUAUUUCCACCGCCCAUACCCGAGGAAAAACCCGCCUUCUUCAAACAACCGCAAAUUUUCGGGGACACCAAAUCAAUUUUCGGGGGUUCCGCCCCCCCAAUUUUCGGGAAAAUACCCGCCAUGCCCAAAGCUGCCGGUAUUUUCGGCGGCGACCGACUGACAAACCCCGAGCAGAAAAAAGGAGGAUUUUCCUUCGAUAUCACCAAACCCCCGCCGAAUAUUUUUGCAACUCCAAAAGCCCUGCCGCAAAUUAGAAUGCCUCUAUCGCCCGACGAGGACGCCGAAAAAAUGAAGCAGCUCGAACAGCAACGAUUACUAAAGGAAACCCUGGAAAGGGAGGAGGAGUUGAUACGUGAAAAAAUACGGAAGGAAGAGGAGCAAAUACGAAAGCUGGAGGAAAAACGCAGAACCGAGGAGGAGAUGCGAGUCAAACAACUCGAAAUGGAGAAACUGAAGAAGCAAGAGGAAGAACGGAAACUGGAGGAAAUGCGACGUCGCGAAGAACACGAGAAACGCAAAAAAGAGGCACUCGACAGAAAACAAGAAGAAGAGCGAAGACUGAAACGCAUAAAAGAAGAAACCAUCAAAAAGAAGAACGCCGAAAUACAAAAAACAGUUCAAGACGUGGUUAAUUUCCUCGUUUCCUCCACCGAAGAAACCCACAAGUCGGCGACGUUAAAGCAGAUAAAGUCGAAAAUCCAGAACCGACUGGUACUCAAAAUGUUCGGACAGUGGAGAAACACCAUCGUCAAGAACAAGCGGAAGCGGAAAGCUGUGGAUUAUAGUCCCAUAUGGGUGAACACCAAAUCCAUCCCGGAGGAAGCCAAGGAGCUUCAUACCAGCACGCAGGAUUUGACUUUGAAGUACAUGAAGAGGUACAAGAAGGGUGUGCCGUACGAUAUAAACGCUCUAGCGGAGAAACAAAUAGAGAAAAUCAAUCUGGUAACGCUGACUUACGGUUCUCUAUCGAAAAGGUUUCACGAGUUGGGUUUGGGAUUACAGAAGAACAUAUUCUGGAAGGUGUCGAUAUCUCUGCCCAGCAAAGACGAAUUGGAGACCGGUCUGACACGAAUCGAAGAGACCCUGGAUAAAUUCUUGCAAUGGAAAGACAAAAGCGGCACAAAAAUACUCAUAGAGCAAUCCAAGGCUUACAGACAAAGCGUCACUUACUGUCUAGAGCGCCAACAAGGCUUCAACACCGCCAAAAAUAACUCCAACGGCAUCAUAUUCGUAGCUGAUGAUUUCAACCCACACCUUCAACAACGACUCGUGGAACUACUCAAAGGUUACGGUGUGUUCACCAAAAUCCCCAUCGUUAUAUUAUUGCAAAAUUACGACGAGAAAAGCAACGACAAACUGAAGGCUCUAACCGCGGAAAAAAUCGUUUCCGAUUACAACAUUUUGGUGGACAACUUCACCCCCCAAAAUCUCAUGGGUUUGCUGGAGGAAGGUCUGAUUUUUUUGGCGAGCAAGCAAGAAAAACCCCCGCCUUUGGAGAUGACCACCUUCAAGUCCUUCAUGACGAAGCAUCUAUGUACUGAGGUGUGGAGGAAAGCCAACAGUUUUGCCAAAUGGAAUAGCAACUACGAAAGUUGCCUCAAAAACCCCAAAACCGUUAUUUCUUUGUACAAUGAAGGGUUGAGUCGCUUGAAGCAAAUCAUUUUGAAUAAGUCCUGUCUGGAGUUCGCUACAUUCCCGGAUGAAUUCGUGGAGUAUUUGGAUGACAAACACCCAGAUUACCUCCCUUGUGGGUACCGGUAUAUCCCGAAGUUCUGCCGCGAUAAAAAAUAUUUAAACAAGUUGUCAAACAUUCUAGACGACCUAAAAUUACCAAAGUUCCUGUAUAGCUGGCCACCAAAAGACGAGGCCAAAUUGGAGCUGGCAAUGAUGGAAUACUGUGAGAACUUAUUCACGAACGAUCCAACCAAAGCGUUCUACAAAAUUAUGGGCGUACUGCUUCAAGACAUCGACCCUGUGGAAGACUUCCACAGAAUAGGAAACACCAUGUGGACCAACGUAAUAGAGUUAAUCAGUUUGGAGUUGCUGGACCAAACGGACUUGUCCUUGCAACAUACAGAAUACAAAGACAAAUCGAUUUUUGAUGAAUACAUGGUCGUGUACGACGUAAACACGCUGAAUGACUACACGAACAACGACUGGUAUUACAUAAAUAAUCUUGAAAUACGCGGGGAAAUCACGCGGCAACUCAACAAACAAAAAAAUGAGGUUGCACCCAAGCGAAAACGGUCUUUGGACUUGAAUUUGAGCGGAAAUUUGGACGAAACCCUCAAGGAAACCGACGUUAAGUUUUGCUGUGAUAAAAAUGUUUCAAAAAUGAAGCAGGAUUUGGAGGAAUUCAAUGCCAUGAUGAAAGACUUGGAGGACAGCAUUAAUACACACAAAAGGAUAUCCUCCACGUUUGAAAGCACUUUGAAAAAUAUUAUUGAUGAUAAGUAGUGGUUUUAGCUUUUUUAAAUAAAUUUAUACGUUUUAAAACGUGUUUUAUUUAGUGUUAGGGUGAAUAAAAGGGUUUAUAUUGUAGAUCAUUUAUUUGACAGGCUUGUUUCUAUCAUAACAAAAAAUUAUUACAUUGGGUAAUAAAGUAAAAAAUAAUAGUACUAUUAUUAGAAGUGGCGGCUAAAAUCUGCUGACUAUUCCAUAAAACUAAUAAUUUAUUCCUAGUGGAUUCCAUUUAAACAUCUGCAACCACAAAUAAAAUCACAAUGUGAAAAACAAAUAACUUAAUCGAACUUACUGUAUCUAAUCUUGCACUGUUGAAUUGCCUCGUUAAAUCCCUGGCACAACGUCAGAUCCGAUUGUGUGGAUGCACACUGCAAGAACUGCUUGAUCUCCCAUGCGCAAGGCCCCGUAGGUUCGGCAGAUUGCCCCGCGUACUGCUGCGCUUGUGGGGCUGUAGCCUGCUGCUGUGGGGCUGGAGCUGCCUCGCUUGAGCCCCCACCGCUGAACAUCCCCGUCACGGCGGCCCCCAUUGUGUGCCCGAUGGCCGAACCGACGGCAACACCGCCUGCAGUGGCCGCCAUUUGUCCGAACAGCCCUGGGCCCUGAGAUGGGGCUGGAGCAGGGGCUGCCUGCACGGGGGCUGGAGCCGGGGCCGGGGCGGUCCUAGCAGGCAAAUUCGAGGACCUAAACAUACCAACUGUUAGUUUUCCAUCGAUUAUUACAUGUUUCGCGAGUCGACAUAACCUCACUUAUCGUUACCUUGAUGGUGAAGGAGAAGAAGCACGUCCACGUCUCGGCAUUUUAUUAUUAUUAUAUAUCACAAAUAUUAACAACAAAUAUCACAACUUUUUAAUGCUUUCUCUUAAACUUUUCAGGUACUAUUACGUAAAAAUAGAUCCCGUCUACGUUUUAUAGCUGUCAGACAGUUUCUAGAAAUUUUGGGUUAAUCUGCGAACGUCUGCGCAGUA
Messenger RNA from Brassicogethes aeneus, 5416 nucleotides. NCBI's taxonomy places the organism in Eukaryota, Metazoa, Arthropoda, Insecta, Coleoptera, Nitidulidae. The record is from the annotation of a GenBank genome assembly.